Molecule: messenger RNA, 1245 nt
Organism: Fukomys damarensis (Damara mole-rat)
Lineage: Eukaryota; Metazoa; Chordata; Mammalia; Rodentia; Bathyergidae
Gene: Ebna1bp2
Product: EBNA1 binding protein 2
Exons: 9
Coding region: 188-1105 (305 amino acids)
Biological process (GO): ribosomal large subunit biogenesis; rRNA processing
Cellular component (GO): preribosome, large subunit precursor; nucleolus; nuclear periphery
Source: RefSeq, a predicted model, not a curated record
CGGAGCGGUUCCUAUGGCAACCACAAACCGGAAGGUGUCUCAGCGCCGGAAGCGGAAGUCCCGUUGGAAGAGCAGAGCAGGAACUGCGAGUUGUUGGCAUUAGCCUAGUUCGAGCGCACGUGGGGUCGCGGCUUACGAGUAGGGGUUGAAGGCGAGACCCCGGGUGGGUUCGCUGGCUGGCCGCGAGAUGGACACUCCCCCCCUCUCAGGCUCGGACUCGGAUUCUGAUGAUUCUCUCGUUGCUGACGGAGAGUUGCAGGAUGCGUUUUCCCGCGGACUCCUGAAGCCAGGCCUCAAUGUCGUGCUCGAGGGGCCGAAGAAGGCCGUGAACAACGUGAAUGGCCUGAAGCAGUGUUUGGUCGAAUUCAAGCGGAGUCUAGAAUGGGUUGAAAGACUCGAUGUGACCCUGGGUCCCGUGCCGGAUGUCAGUGGACCUGAGCCAACACCUCAGAACAAGGACCAGAAAGCUGUUAAUCCAGAAGACGACUUCCAGCGGGAAAUGAGUUUCUACCGCCAAGCUCAGGCAGCAGUGCUUGCAGUAUUGCCCCGCCUCCGCCAGCUCAAAGUCCCUACCAAGCGGCCCACUGAUUAUUUUGCGGAAAUGGCCAAGUCCGAUCAGCAGAUGCAGAAGAUUCGACAGAAGCUACAGACUAAACAAGCUGCCAUGGAGAAGUCUGAAAAGGCUAAGCAACUGCGAGCACUUAGGAAAUAUGGAAAGAAGGUGCAAACAGAGGUUCUUCAGAAGAGGCAGCAGGAGAAAUCACAUAUGAUGACUGCCAUUAAGAAAUAUCAGAAAGGCUUCUCUGAUAAAUUGGAUUUCCUUGAGGGAGAUCAGAAACCUGUUUCCCGGGGCACGAAGACAGGAACUAAAGGGCAGCAGAUGAAGAAGGGGCCCAGUGCCAAAAGACGAUAUAAAAAUCAGAAGUUUGGCUUUGGUGGGAAGAAGAAAGGUUCCAAGUGGAAUACCCGUGAGAGCCAUGAUGAUGUAUCCAGCUUCCGGGCCAAGACAGCACAUGGGAAAGGCCUCAAGAGGCCUGGGAAGAAAGGAUCAAAUAAGAGACCUGGAAAACGUACAAGAGAGAAAAUGAAGAACAGAACCCGUUAAACAACAUCUUUUUAAAUGAAGAACAGGAAAAAGGGAUGAAGUCUUGGAAUUUCACAGUACAAUUGGACUUCCUCUCUUACUCUUUUUCUUUUUUUUAACUGGAAAAAAUUCUUUCAAUAAAUUUUUAAAAAUUAAUGAGC